This is a messenger RNA of Dovyalis caffra, 234 nucleotides long. NCBI's taxonomy places the organism in Eukaryota, Viridiplantae, Streptophyta, Magnoliopsida, Malpighiales, Salicaceae. The record is from the annotation of a GenBank genome assembly.
AUGCCGGACCGUCGAUUGCUAGAGGCUCGUCCGUCCUCCUCCUCUAGAGUGACAGAGUUCGGUUCUCCUCAUACCUCAAUUCGGUUCCUAAGGCCUUCUUCCUCCUCCUUCUCCUCCACCUAUAGUUUGAUGUUGGGACCCUCGGAUUCUAAAGUUGAGAGUUCAACCCAUCCAAAAUCGAGCUCGACGAAGAAAUACAAUUACUCGCUGGCUCUUCAUCAAACAUGCAAGUGA